UUAGUCGGUUAAAGCAUUUAACAAUAAUUGUUGUAUCUUCGCUAGUCGUCGUUAAAAAAAGAUUUUUAAUUUAAUUUUUUUUUUGUUUUUAUGUGUUUCAUAUUUUUAUAUUUAUUUAAAAAACAAAUACAUAUACGUAGAGUAUAAGAAUUCACAGUUUUUUAUAAAAUAUUCUUAUUAUUUUCUAUUUGAAAAAUUGUUUGUCAAAAAUAAAACGGCCGGAAUAACAUUUUAAGAACGUGAAUUGAAAAUUAAUUAAUUUACUAUGACCAUACCAUUUUUAAUUAUUAGUUAAGAAUAAAUUUUUUUGUAUGUAUAUAUUAUAAAUAUACAUACAUACAUAUGUAUACAUAUGGACAAACUAUAAUAUUUUAUUAUGUAUAUAAAUCAAAAUGUGUAAAUAGUUAAAGAGCAACAUACAUUGUCAUCAUUUCUAUCACGAAAGUUGCAGUUUCUAUUCCCAUAAAAGAAAAAAAUCGAAAUAUUACUGAAGUUUUUUCAUCGUGAAUUUUUAUUUUGUAAUGCAUAUAUUAAAAGAAUUUGGAAAAAAAGUAUUUCCUCCUGAUUUGAAAAUUACAAUAUAAACAAUAUUAUUAUCAUUGAUCAAAUUAUUUAAAAAAUAAGAAUAUGCUUACAUAAUUAUAGUUAUGUGAAUCGUUAUCUUCGUUAACAAAAGAGAAGAACAAUACUCAGAUACAAUUUUAUUUUGUGGAUUUGUCGUUUUUAAAUAAUUUUAAGAUAUAAAAGAACUGUUUGAUUUCAACUUAUAUAAAACUCGAAGUGUAACUGAUCAUAAUCGAGAAAGAAUAAAGGAAUAAUCAUGACAUCACACACCAGACCUUUGAAAAUUACUGUCGUAGGCGAUGGUAUGGUUGGAAAAACAUGUCUUCUUAUAACCUACACAAAAAAUGAAUUUCCAAAUGAAUAUGUACCGACAGUAUUUGAUAAUCAUCCAUGUAAUAUUGGUGUUGACGGUAAAGAUUAUAAUUUAACAUUAUGGGAUACAGCUGGACAAGAGGAUUAUGAAAGAUUAAGACCGCUUAGUUAUCCAAACACUGACUGUUUUCUAUUAUGUUAUUCCAUUGAUAAUCGUACCUCAUUUGAAAAUAUUAAAUCAAAAUGGUCCCCAGAAAUACGCCAUUUUUCCAAUCAUACACCUAUUGUUUUAGUUGGAACAAAAUUAGAUCUACGUGUUCCGUAUUCAGAUAAAUUUGUAACAGUAGCUGAGGGAAAAAAAUUAAAACGAGAAAUUCGAGCACAUUCAGUUGUAGAAUGCUCAGCAAAAAAACAGCAAAACUUACAUGAAGUCUUUGAAGAAGCAAUACGAGCUGUUGAACGGAGGCCGAAACAUAAACCAGCAAAAACAUGCAAAUUUUUAUAAUGAAUACCGGAAAAAAAUUGUACAAUAUAAUUUUAUUCAAAUACUUUUUUCUUAUUGUUAAUGUUAAUAACGUAUAACUAUAUUAAUAAUAAUAGUAGUGUUGUUACUGUAUUAUAGAAAAUUUUUGUAUAUAGUAAAUAAAUAUAUAUAUAUAUAUAUAUAUAUAUAUAUAUAUUUAUACCACACAUUAAUUUACUGAAAUAUUUUGUAUACCAUACAUAAAAAGCGACGGUUCAUUUUGUAUUGCAUUUUUGUUAAGGUACUGAAGAAAAGAAAUUACAAUGUCAAAGUUUUUGAUUAUUUUAUUAAAGAUAAAUAUGUAAGUAAAUAAGAAAAAUUAUUCUUUAAUUAAGAAAUUAAGUUUCAAAAAUGUUGAUAUAAUUUAUUAAAAGAAAUAAUUACAAAAAAUAAACGGUUAUUUUAGCUAUAUA
Molecule: messenger RNA, 1812 nt
Organism: Condylostylus longicornis
Lineage: Eukaryota; Metazoa; Arthropoda; Insecta; Diptera; Dolichopodidae
Gene: RhoL
Product: ras-like GTP-binding protein RhoL
Exons: 4
Coding region: 821-1381 (186 amino acids)
Biological process (GO): small GTPase-mediated signal transduction
Molecular function (GO): GTP binding; GTPase activity
Source: RefSeq, a predicted model, not a curated record